AUGACAGUGGGAAUGGGAGGUGAAGGGGAUGAUCAACAACUAUUUACAGACUUCAAACUCAGCAUCAGCACAAGUAACUACACAACGAAAUGGCAGAGACUGGAGAAAGGGAUAGCGAUGGGCUGCUCAAUUUCCCCACUUCUGUUCACUUUGGGCUUUGAGAUCCUGCUAAUAGGAGCCAAGCAAGUGGUUGGAGGCGUAAGAACACCUACGGGGGAGAAGAUGCCACCAUUGCGAGCUCUCAUGGAUGAUGUUACUAGCAUCUUUCGAACAGCACCAUGUACCAACCGGGUUUUACUCAGACUGGAAGAGCUCACAGCAUGGGCAGGCAUGCAGUUUAAGCCGUCUAACUCAAGAAGCCUGUCCCUCAGGAAGGGAAAGCUCAGCACGAGGACAUUUUCCGUUAACGGCCAGAAAAUUCCUACCAUCCAAGAAGAGUCAGUUAAAAGUCUGGGCCGCCUGUACACAAGUAAUCUGAACGACAAAGGAAGGGGGGAGGAAGUCUUAGAGCAAGCCUGCAAUGGCCUCCAGCGAAUAGAUAAGAGUGAACUCCCAGGCAGGCUGAAAAUGUGGUGUGUUCAAUUCAUGCUGUUCCCAAGACUCAAGUGGCCACUCAAAAUGUACAACAUUUCUAUGUCAACAGUUGACCAGAUCGACAGAAAGGCCAAUGCCUACUUCCGACGGUGGUUAGGCGUGCCGAGAUGUCUCUCAUCUGUCGCCCUGUAUGGCAAGAAUAAGCUCAACCUGCCGUUCUCGUCAAUUGCAGAAGAUUUCAAGCUGGAAAAGGUCCGCCUGAUGUUGGAAUUGAAGGGCUCUCAGGACCCUUCAGUGAGAGCAGCCUUUAACCAAGGCAUUAACACUGGGAAGAAAUGGAACGCAACUUCAUCUAUCAGUCAAGCCAUCAGUAGACAGCAGCACAAAGACCUGGUGGGCUCAGUCCAAGUAGGGCGAACAGGUUUCGACUGGGGCAAGAAAGACCAAAGGUGGAAAAGUGCGAACCCCAAUGAGAGAAGACAGUUGCUGAUCCAAGAGGUUAGAAGGAUGGAGGAGGAGCGGAGAAGAGUAGUAGCGGUUGGCCAGAGACAGCAGGGGGCCUGGCUCAACUGGGAAGGCGCAGUGGAGAGGAGGCUCUCUUGGAGCGAUCUGUGGAGUAUGCAGAAUGCUAGGCUGAGUUUCCUCCUCCGCUCAGUGUAUGAUGUCCUCCCCAGCCCCUACAACCUCACCCGUUGGUAUAAAAACGAGGAAUCUUGUCAGCUGUGCGGUCGAGCUCAAGCCGACUUGAAACACAUUCUAUCUAACUGCAACAUUGCCUUACAACAGGGCCGUUACACAUGGAGGCACAACAAGGUGCUCAGGCUAAUUGCAGUGAUGCUGGAGGAGGUGAGGAAGAAAGCCAAAGGUGCUACGGCACGAAUACAACCAAUCCAGUUCGUAAGGGAGGGCCAGAAGCCCAAAGCAGCAGACAGCAACAGUAUCCACAUUGGCGGUGGCCCACUGAGUAGAGGGCAAUGGGAAAUGGCAGUAGACCUUGAUAGACAACUCCGCUUUCCGAGCGUUAUCUGUGACACACAGCUAAGACCUGACAUGGUUCUGUGGUCAGUGGACCAGAGAUCGGUGCUCAUCAUAGAACUUACCAUACCAUGGGAAGAGAACAUUGAAGCGGCCUAUGAGAGGAAGAAGCUAAAGUAUGAAGAAUUAGCCAAUCAGUGUAACAACAAGAGGGGGGCAUAG
Molecule: messenger RNA, 1731 nt
Organism: Branchiostoma floridae (Florida lancelet)
Lineage: Eukaryota; Metazoa; Chordata; Leptocardii; Amphioxiformes; Branchiostomatidae
Exons: 3
Coding region: 1-1731 (576 amino acids)
Source: RefSeq, a predicted model, not a curated record